Molecule: messenger RNA, 2004 nt
Organism: Diospyros lotus (date-plum)
Lineage: Eukaryota; Viridiplantae; Streptophyta; Magnoliopsida; Ericales; Ebenaceae
Product: peptidyl-prolyl cis-trans isomerase CYP57
Exons: 10
Coding region: 95-1585 (496 amino acids)
Biological process (GO): protein folding; protein peptidyl-prolyl isomerization
Cellular component (GO): catalytic step 2 spliceosome
Molecular function (GO): peptidyl-prolyl cis-trans isomerase activity
Source: RefSeq, a predicted model, not a curated record
GCUGGGAAGCCUGUCUUCUUCUUAGUUCAUCGAGACCAUUACACAAACAGUUGGAGGACGAAGUGGGUGUGGGUGUGGCUGCGAGCGAGAAUCAAUGUCGUCGGUGUACGUGUCGGAGCCGCCAACGAAGGGGAAGGUGAUAGUCAAAACGACGUACGGACCACUGGACAUAGAGCUCUGGCCCAAAGAGGCUCCCAAAGCCGCGAGGAACUUCGUGCAGCUAUGUUUGGAGGGUUACUACGAUAACACCAUCUUCCAUCGCAUCAUCAAAUCCUUCCUCGUUCAAGGUGGCGACCCCACUGGUGCCGGCUCAGGUGGAGAAAGUAUAUAUGGAAGUGUAUUUGCUGAUGAGUUCCAUUCACGUUUAAGAUUCAACCACAGGGGUAUUGUUGCAUGUGCAAAUGCUGGCCCUCCACAUUCAAAUGGAAGCCAAUUCUUUAUAACUCUGGAUCAUUGUGAUUGGCUUGACAGAAAGCAUACCAUAUUUGGAAAGGUCACUGGGGAUUCAUUAUAUAAUCUUCUAAGGUUAGGCGAUGUUGAAACUGAUAAGAAUGAUCGGCCACUGGAUCCUCCGCCAAAGAUAACUUCUGUUGAUGUAUUAUGGAACCCUUUCGAUGAUAUUGUUCCUAGAGUAGCACCUGCCAAGUCUUUGCCCUCUUCCACAAUUGAUGCUGACAACAAAGCCUCCAAGAAGAAACCUGUUAAAAAACUAAACUUGCUUUCAUUUGGAGAAGAAGCUGAAGAAGAGGAAAAGGAACUGGCUACUGUAAAGACUAAAAUAAAGAGUAGUCAUGAUGUAUUGGAUGAUCCUCGCCUCCUGAAAGAAGAAAGUUUGAAUAAAGAAUUGAGCUCAUUUGAAGUCAAGAAAUCAAGGGACGUGCAAUUAAGUGUAAGAGAAGCUUUAAGCUCAAAGAGAGAAGAUCUCCAAAAGGAAUCAGGAGCUGAAUUUCCUGAGUCCCUUUAUUAUAGUGAUGAUGAUGAGGCCAGCUUUGAUGUACGAAUGCGCCUUCAAAUACUUAGAAAGCGGAAGGAGCUAGGGGAUCCCCCAACUAAGCAAAAGUUUCAGAAAGAGAAUUCCAGCCCAAAGGACCUUGAGAGAUCACCACCAAGGUCUAAUCUUGAUAGCUCUGAUGACCAGCCAAAAGUGGCAAAAUUGUACUUGAAGAAAAAAGGAGUUGGCUCAGAAGCCAGGUCUGAACAGAUGGCUAAAGCUGAUGCAGACUUACAAUUGCUAGGUGAAGCUGAACGGGAAAGACAGUUGCAGAGACAGAAGAGGCGCAGACGUCAAGGACAUGAAGAUGAAGUCCUGGCAAAGCUGGAGAAGUUUAAGAAAGCCAUUUCUGCAACAAAUGAUGAAUCUAAUGGCAAGCCUGAAGGUGGUAAAGAUGAGAACCUAUCUGACUGGACAACAGUUGAUCUGAAGUUUGCACCUGAGCCUGGCAAGGAUAAUAUGUCGCGCAGUGAUGAUCCAAAUGAUUAUGUGGUGCAUGACCCGCUCUUGGAGAAAGGCAAAGAGAAGUUCAACAGAAUGCAGGCAAAGCAGAAGCGAAGGGAACGAGAAUGGGCUGGCAAAUCUCUUACAUGAUCUUCUGGUUAAGCUGAGGGUGGCUUGUGAAUACGCAUAUUUCAAUGUGGCUGGAACAAGUGAAAGGGGCAACACAUGUGAUGCAUGAGAUGAAUUGUCCGAGCUGUCAGCUGUCAGGAAAGGGGAGCCACAAUAUUUAUUGACCGAUUUAACUCUUUUAAAAAAGUAUACUCUCUCACCCCAAGGCUGCCUGAUCGUAUGUUGAGAGCUUGGGAUGGAGUGGAAACUGCCUUAUUUUUAUGUAAUGCUUGUUGCCGUUUCAGGCAUUUCAGUAGCACUUGUUGUUUAGUAAUAUCUGUGUUUCCUGGUUCAAAAAUUGAUUUGUAAAGGGGUUUUACAGGGCAUCACGGACGUCACCCGCUUUUGUUUGUUAGAUUCUUUUGUUUUGGGAUGCAAUGCAAGUGAAGGAGCUUUGUUUG